AUGAAUCCUCAGAUCACCAACUUGGCCAUCAUGCUGAUCAUGAUGCAGGUCUCCCGCCGUCUCGAUAUGGAGGACCCCACUAUUGUGUUGUACGUGAGAAUCGCGUACGGCACCAGUGUGGCGUUGGCUUGGACUAUCUACCAGUUGGCAAGAAGCAAGAUCGUCAAAACGAACGACUUGACCACACUCAAAUACGUUGCCCCUGCUAAUGCAAUGGCUGGCGAGUCGGAAGGCAAACUUCAGGUCACAACCGUUAGAGACUAUGACCUCAAAGAACUCGACUCUGCCAUCAAGUCCAUCUACACCGGUCUUGCCAUGAUGGGUUUCAUGCACUUGUACAUGAAGUACACCAACCCAUUGUUGAUGCAGUCUAUUUCUCCAAUCAAGUCUGCGCUCGAGCACAACGAGGUCAAGAUUCAUCUCUUUGGCAAACCCGCCGCCGGCGACCUCAAGAGACCAUUCAAGGCUCCUUCCAUGUUUGGUGGAUUCGGAGCUUCUCCAGAGGCCAAGACUGACAAGAAAUCCAUCGAGGAAGCCGAAACUGCUGGCCACGGUGGCGUUAAGUCUGAAUAG
This is a messenger RNA of Lachancea nothofagi CBS 11611, 573 nucleotides long. Lineage: Eukaryota; Fungi; Ascomycota; Saccharomycetes; Saccharomycetales; Saccharomycetaceae. The record is from the annotation of a GenBank genome assembly.